AUGUAGCAACAGACAAAUCAAAGGAGAGGCGCAGAAAGAUAAGUCAAUAAAUUGAGCAACACCAACUCGAGGAAGAAGGGUACAGGAGAUGCGCAUGUGGGUAUAAGCUCCCAUUCUGUUCCUUUCUCCAGACCCUUCUCUCUCCCCCCCUCUCUGCGCACCCUUUGCUAUCCUCUCCGUCUUGGAAGUUAUCUGCCUGAAGGUGCAGAGAGGGGAUUAAAUUCCCUCGUCUGGGCUUGGCCGCUAACCAGGAAAAGAAAAUGGAAGAAGCACAAGUCUCAGAAAAGUGGGAAGGAUAUGUGGACUGGAGGAGCAGGCCCGCAUAUAGAUCACGCCAUGGAGGCAUGCUGGCUGCAUCCUUCGUUCUCGUUGUGGAGGUGCUGGAGAAUCUGGCGUUUCUGGCGAACGCUAGCAACCUCGUGAUGUACAUGGUGAAGUUCAUGCACUUCGAGCCGGCGAAGGCGGCGAACGCCGUCACCAACUUCAUGGGCACCGCCUUCCUCCUCGCCCUCCUCGGCGGCUUCCUCUCCGAUGCCUUCCUGACCACUUAUCACACCUACCUUUUGAGCGCCCUCGUGGAGUUCUGUGGUCUUGUACUGCUUACGGUGCAGGCACGUCUGCCGUCCUUGCGGCCGCCGCCCUGCCACCCGGCGGAUCCAAAGAGCCAAUGCCAAGCGGCCGGCGGCAAGGAGCUCGCGGCACUGUUCAGUGGGCUCUAUCUGGUCGCCCUAGGGGUUGGGGGCAUCAAGGGCAGCCUGCCCUCUCAUGGGGCGCACCAGUUCGAUGAAAAUGACAAGCAAGGGAGGAAGCAGAGGUCCACCUUCUUCAACUACUUUGUCUUCUGCCUUUCCUGUGGGGGGCUGAUUGCAGUCACCUUUGUGGUGUGGGUGGAGGACAACAAAGGCUGGCAGUGGGGCUUUGGGAUCUCUACCCUAAGCAUCCUCCUCUCUGUACCGGUUUUCCUUGCCGGUUCUAGGCUGUAUCGGAAUAGGAUACCGGACGGCAGCCCCUUGACCACAAUAGCAAAGGUUAUUCUCGGUGCAAUCUUCAGCUGCAAAGGGGACAACGCGGUCACCAACAGUCCGGGGCCGUACGAGAUGCAGAGUUGCAACUCGCCGACGGAUGGAAAGGGGGACGAACUGGACCGAGAGAAGACAAGGUGCCAAAGCGAUACGAUGGCCCUAACCGACUCGAUCCGGUUCCUGAACCGGGCGACUCUCGCUAGAUUCCCCAUCCCGGCGUCCACCGCCGGCGAGGUCGAAGACGUGAAGUCGGUUGUCCGGAUCGUCCCCAUAUUCGCGUCCACCAUCAUGCUCAACUGCUGCCUGGCCCAGUUGUCCACCUUUUCUGUCCAGCAGGCGGCCACCAUGGACACCCGAAUCGGCCGUCUGCGGGUCCCGCCGGCGUCGCUGCCAAUUUUCCCCGUCGUCUUCAUCAUGGUCCUGGCCCCGCUGUACGACCACGUCAUCGUGCCCCUGGCCCGCCGUCUCACCGGGUCCGAGUCCGGAAUCUCCCACCUCCGGCGCAUUGGCACCGGCCUCGUCCUCUCGAUCAUCGCCAUGGCGGCCGCGGCGCUCGUCGAGGUGCACCGCAAGCGCGUGGCCCGCCGCCUGGGGCUGCUGGAUACCAGCGGGCCGCUGCCGGAGACCUUCCUGUGGAUCGCAAUCCAGUACCUGUUCCUGGGGUCCGCGGACCUGUUCACGCUGGCAGGGCUGCUGGAGUUCUUCUUCACCGAGGCGCCGGAAAGCAUGCGGUCGCUUGCCACCUCGCUGUCGUGGGCGUCGCUGGCCGUCGGCUACUACCUCAGCUCUGUGCUGGUCUCCAUCAUCAACAGCGCAACCGGCGGCUCCGGCCGGACCCCGUGGCUGGCUGGCAAGAGCAUCAACCACUUCCACCUGGAGAGGUUCUACUGGCUAAUGUGCGCGCUGAGCGCCACCAACUUCCUGCACUUCCUCUUCUGGGCAGUCCGCUACAGAUACAAGCGCGCGAUUCAUCAGCGUAGUGGAGGAGGCAAAUAAAAUCAAAACUCAUGAGUAAAGAGAUCCAGAACUCCAUGGAAAUGGAAGCCGUUGGUGCUGUAGCUUCUGAACUUUGUUGCUUGGGGGAGGUUGCUUAUUUUGUGAUUUGUGGAUCCUCUCAAUGGGGUGAAGGCACCACAUUCUCAUGCUACAUAGCAGCAGCAACUUAUUAGCUAGUUUUGUAAAAUUAUUGAUUUUAUUAGAAAUGAUAAUGGUUUUCGUACUA
This is a messenger RNA of Nymphaea colorata (pocket water lily), 2244 nucleotides long. Its product is annotated as protein NRT1/ PTR FAMILY 4.6-like. The record is from RefSeq and is a predicted model, not a curated record. Gene Ontology annotation, cellular component: membrane. Lineage: Eukaryota; Viridiplantae; Streptophyta; Magnoliopsida; Nymphaeales; Nymphaeaceae. Gene Ontology annotation, molecular function: transmembrane transporter activity. The coding region runs from base 261 to 2018 and encodes 585 amino acids. The transcript has 5 exons. Gene Ontology annotation, biological process: transmembrane transport.